Messenger RNA from Ceraceosorus bombacis, 2229 nucleotides. NCBI's taxonomy places the organism in Eukaryota, Fungi, Basidiomycota, Exobasidiomycetes, Ceraceosorales, Ceraceosoraceae. The record is from the annotation of a GenBank genome assembly.
AUGGCGAUGCCUGCCCCGCAACUUGGCCACUUUGGCUUGCCCAGGACUCUCAAUGAGCCAAUGGUGAGUCACGCUCGUCGUCACUCAGUGAUGCAUACCGACUCGGCCUGCUGAUCGAGCAUUCCGACCUGAUGGUCCCCUUGCACUUCCCUACAUGUUUGCGUAUGCAGCGCAACUAUGAGCCGAAAUCGUCUGACCGAGCUGGUCUGCAAGCGGCUGUGGACUCGAUGCUCGCUUCUGCUCCCUUUGACGUUCCACUGAUCAUCAACGGACAGGCCGUCCAGUCUGGCAAAACGGCUCAACAAUUGAACCCGAGCAAUCAUUCUCAGGCACUGUGUCGCUAUCAGGAAGCUGAUGCGAACUUGACCCGCAAGGCCAUUGAUGGCGCUCUGGCUGCCAAGAAGGACUGGGAAGCUAUGCCUUUUGCGGAUAGGGCUGCCAUCUUUCUGAAAGCGGCGGACCUCAUCGCUGGCAAGUACCGCUUUCCUCUCAUGGCUGCCACGAGUGAGUAGGGUGUGCCUACGAAGAGAGUCAAUCGAGUCCAUGGCACUGACGCUACGACGCGCCGUGCUUGCUUGCAGUGCUCGGCCAGGGAAAGAACGUGUGGCAAGCAGAGAUUGUGAGUGGAUGCGCAUGAUGCUCAAAAGGGCGUCUGAUAUGGAGCGCUCACCCUCUCAUCUCGCUCGCGAGCUUCAGGAUGCGGCAGCAGAAACCUGUGACUUCUUGCGAUUCGGCGUCAAGGUGCGUGUCACGCUCCGAAGCAUCGAUGACCGCAUACAUCCAGCUGAAUGAGAUCGAACGUGCACUCCAAACAGUUUGUCGAUGAGCUCUACAAAGUGCAACCGUCCGAACACGCGAAGGGAAUGUACAACCGAAUGGAGUACAGAGCUCUCGAAGGCUUCAUCUUUGCCAUCUCUCCUUUCAACUUCACUGCCAUCGCAGCCAACCUUGUCGGUGAGUCUAGCCGCCCCACGUCGCCGAUGCCCUACAUGUGGGCUAAGUACUUUGCCGGGUUCUGUCACACAGGCGUACCCACACUAGUGGGCAACGUUGCCGUUUGGAAGGUGAGGAGUCAUCAUGCUGCAGGGGUUUGCGAUCCAAGCCGCUAGUACCAGUUUCUCACAGUCAUUCAUCUGUGCUACACAAUGUCCUUAGCCGAGCCCCAUGGCUAUUUACAGCAAUUAUCUGAUCUACAAGAUUUUUGAAGAGGCUGGCAUGCCACCCGGCGUCAUCCAAUUUGUGCCCGGACCCGCAGAGGAGAUUGCCACAGCGGCAAUCGAGCACAAGUCUUUCGCUGGCCUGCACUUCACCGGCUCCACUCACGUCUUCCGACACUUGUGGAAGCAGAUUGCGUCCAACAUGGACAAGUACACUGGGUACCCUCGCAUCGUAGGAGAGACAGGAGGAAAGAACUUUCACCUCGUUCAUCCGAGCGCCGAUAUCGACACAGCUGUGCACCAAGCCGUUCGAGGCGCGUUCGAGUAUCAAGGACAGAAGUGCAGCGCGCUCAGUAGGCUCUAUGUCCCUCAAAGUCUGUGGUCCAAGCCCGGAGGAUUCAAGGAAAAGCUUUUGGCGAGCUUGCAAAGCAUUUCGCAGGGUCCAGUCGAGGACUUCAAGCAUUUCAUGGGCCCAGUCAUUGCCAAGCAUAGCUUUGACAAGAUCAUCAGCCUGAUUGAAGCUGCCAAGAAGGAUGGAGGAAAAAUCAUUGCUGGAGGGACCGGUGAUGAUUCAAAAGGCUUCUAUGUCAAGCCCACUGUCAUUGAGACCACCGACCCGCGCAGCGUUACGAUGAUCAACGAGAUUUUCGGUCCAGUCGUUACUGUGAGUGAGCGGGCACCCUCUUGAUUCGUGCAAUGCAUGGACAGCUUAGAUUUCGCGGUGCUCACUUCUGGACAGGUUUAUGCAUACCCGGACAACGAGUUCGAAGAGACGUGCCAGCUCAUCGACACGACUACCGAGUAUGCGCUCACUGGAAGCAUCUUUGCGCAGGAUCGAUCAGCAGUGGUGAAAGCGACGAAUUUGCUGAGAAACUCGAGCGGCAUGUUCUACAUCAACGGCAAGUGCACCGGUGCAGUCGUCGGUCAGCAGCCUUUUGGUGGUGCCAGAGCCAGCGGAACCAACGACAAGGCCGGAUCUAUGCAGGUCUUCUUGAGGUUUGUUAGCGCAAGAACCAUUUCGGAAUCCUUCUUGCCUAUCGACACGCACCUCUAUCCUAGCAACUUGGUUUGA